UCAAGUGUCUGGGCGAAUCACAUUAAUAUAUCGUACAUGACGCUCGUGUUACAUUGAAACUUAUAUUUCAAGUUCGUCGAAUUCGAAGUGAAAAUGCGUGGAAGUGUUGCGGACUUUUACGAUGGGAAAUCGAUUUUCAUAUGUGGUUCUUCAGGAUUCAUUGGAAAGGUACUUCUGGAGAAACUGUUGUACAGUUGCCCUGGGAUAGAAUAUGUUUAUAUCCUAAUAAGAGAUAAGAAAGCGGAUUUUUUGAAAAGAAUGAAGACAUUUUUGGAUAAACCGAUCUUCGAGAGACUGAAGAAGGAGAAUCCAUCGGCGUUAGACAAAAUAAUCCCAAUCAAAGGAGACCUCACGCUCAAGAACCUUGGUCUCACCCCUGAAGAUGAAAAACUUUUAAUAGACAAGGUAUCGAUAGUAAUACACUUGGCGGCAACGAUACGCUUCAAGGAGCCGAUCGACGCCAUGUUCAACAUCAACGUGUGCGGCACGGAGCGCCUGCUCACGCUGUGCAAGCGUAUGAACAACAUACGGAAAUUCGUGUACGUGUCCACCGCAUACUCUAACUCGGAGCACAAAGUCAUAGAAGAGAGGAUCUAUCCAGCGCCUAUCUCAAUAAACGAAAUGAAGAAACUUAUCAUCAACGGCCUGAGUGAUAGUCAAACUGAGAAAUUAUUAAACGGGAAGCCAAAUACGUACGUGCUAACGAAAUCUAUUGCAGAGGAGUAUGUUGCGUUGAACCACGGCCAUGUGCCGGCUAUUAUCGUCCGACCCGCAAUAGUGUCAUCGGCUGUGGCCGAGCCUCUUCCAGGCUGGGUGGACAACUGGGGAGGGGCUUCCGGACUGAUCAUGUCGGUGCUGGAAGGCCUCAAUGACAUGCUGCUGGCGAGAUCCACACACGUCCUGGACCUCAUACCGGUUGACUACGUAGCCAACCUCAUCAUAGUCGCCGCAACGAAAGACAGUUUUGAUGACGUUCCAGUAUACCAUUCAAGUACAAGCGAGUUGAACCCACUCAAUUAUAAACUUCUAAAAUACGUAACCACAGCAAAAAGAAUUUCAGUCAAUAACAACAACCGUUUUACGAAACCGCAGCCAAAACUUACAUACACGAUGUCCAGAAGUAAAAUGGAGCUGAUAACUUUAUUCCACAAGACUUUGCCAGCGCAUGUCGUAGACCUGUAUCUUCAUUUGAGAGGAAAGGAUAAAAAAUACACGAAGCUGUUGAAAAGAGGUUUAUUAUUGCGAGAAGUGCUGAAUCCGUUUACUUCAAAUUCGUGGGUUAUUCAUGCUCAAAAGUGCAUAGAGUUGGAAGAGUCAUUAUCAGAUUCUGACAGAGCUAUAUUUCCGGUUAACCCUAGCAAUAUCGAUUGGAAAGAAUAUCUUAAUUCUUAUAUAAAUGGAAUGUACAAAUAUUUGAUGAGCAGAACUCAGGUGAAAAAUUGAGAUUUA
Aricia agestis (brown argus) is the source of this 1449-nucleotide messenger RNA. Its product is annotated as fatty acyl-CoA reductase 1-like. NCBI's taxonomy places the organism in Eukaryota, Metazoa, Arthropoda, Insecta, Lepidoptera, Lycaenidae. Gene Ontology annotation, molecular function: alcohol-forming very long-chain fatty acyl-CoA reductase (NADP+) activity. The record is from RefSeq and is a predicted model, not a curated record. The transcript is spliced from 10 exons. Gene Ontology annotation, biological process: long-chain fatty-acyl-CoA metabolic process. Bases 94 to 1443 code for a protein of 449 amino acids. Gene Ontology annotation, cellular component: peroxisome.